Molecule: messenger RNA, 2513 nt
Organism: Prosopis cineraria
Lineage: Eukaryota; Viridiplantae; Streptophyta; Magnoliopsida; Fabales; Fabaceae
Product: wall-associated receptor kinase 3-like
Exons: 3
Coding region: 17-2263 (748 amino acids)
Biological process (GO): protein phosphorylation; cell surface receptor signaling pathway
Cellular component (GO): plasma membrane
Molecular function (GO): polysaccharide binding; calcium ion binding; protein serine/threonine kinase activity
Source: RefSeq, a predicted model, not a curated record
CAAGUCUUCGUCAACCAUGGGCUUGAGUGUAUUGUUUUUUAUCAAACUGUCAUUAGUAGCCUUCACACUGGCAUCGCCGGAGCCGGCCCCAGCAGCCUCCAAGAAAGCGGGCUGCGAUACCAUGUGCGCGGACGUGAAAAUCUCUUAUCCUUUCGGCACAACCGAAGACUGCUUCAAAGAUCCUGAUUUUCUGAUAACUUGCAACACUUCCUCUGGAUUCCCCGUUCCUUAUCUAGGAACAAAAACCACUAUCCAAGUUCUCAACAUCUCUGGGGUGACCAGUGAGCUACUCGUCUUCACUCCAGUUUAUCAUCAUUGCUACAACCCCGAAGAAGGCAUUUAUUGGAGAAAAGGCUUUCGUGCGCCUCCCAAGUUCGCCAUAUCCAAUAAAAAGAACGAUUUCGUCGUCGUCGGGCGUAACACCUACGCUUUCCUCUACGACAUUGAAGAAAAAAGACUCAUCGGCUGCAACUCAGAGUGUAGUUACGACGAAUCCGUGACAAAAGGAUCCUGCUCCGGCUCCGGCUGCUGCCGGACUAAUUUUGGGCAACCUAUUAGAAAUUAUACUAACAGUAUUUUCUUUUACGGUGACCGAAACGUGUUAGACGGCGUCUUGUUUAAUUGCAGUCAUGCUUUUUUUGCCAAGAACGGAACUUUCAACUUUUCCGACGAAGACUUUGACGAUCUAGUCCGACUUGAAAGAUCUACGGUGGUACUGGAUUGGGGUGUUGAUGAGACGAAAUCAUGCGGUGGAGCCUGCAAAGAUGAUGAAAGUAUAUGCGAAGAAUCACAAAGUGUCAAAGGCUACUACCUCUGCAAAUGUAAACCAGGGUUUGAAGGCAACCCCUACGUCUCCGGUGGCUGCAAAGAUGUGGAUGAGUGCCAUAGCAUCAAUAAUUGCACGGCUUCGGCAGUUUGCACCAAUUAUUAUGGUGGCUACACCUGUACUUGCCCAACUGGACAAAAAGGUAAUGGCCUCAAAAACGAAACUGGACCGGGUUCGGACUGCAGCAUUCUGGAUCCGGAUUCUAAUCAGGAUUGGCGCGUCAUUACAAUUUCAUUAGUUGUUGCUGUAGCUUUGUUGGUUGUCUUCACACUGCUCUUUGCAUUAUGUUGGGCACAAAAGCAAAGAAGUUUGAGACAACUAAGAGAAAGAAAUUUUGAGCAAAAUGGAGGAAACUUGCUUCUCCAACAAUUUUCUCAACGACAAGGAUAUACUGAAAGGGCCAAGAUCUUUACAGAAAAUGAGCUUAAGAAUGCCACAAAUAACUUUGAUGAAAGUAGGAUUCUUGGUCGUGGAGGACAAGGCACGGUUUAUAAGGGUAUGUUGCCAAACAACACACCUGUUGCCAUUAAAAAGUCUAGAGUUGGAGGGGAUCCCCAAAAUAUUAAAAGUUUUAUUAAUGAAGUAUUUGUUCUUUCCCAGAUCAACCAUCGAAAUGUGGUCAAACUUUUAGGAUGUUGUCUUGAAACUGAAGUGCCUUUAUUAGUUUAUGAGUUUAUAGACAAUGGCACCCUUCUUGACCACCUAAGCCCAUCAAAGAAAGAUUGUUCUAUUACAUGGGAGACUCGGUUAAGAAUAGCUGUAGAGACUGCAGAGGCCAUUUCAUAUUUACACUCUACUGCUUCUAUUCCAAUUAUCCAUCGAGAUAUUAAAUCUGCAAACAUACUAUUAGAUCAUGACAACAGAGCAAAGGUGUCUGAUUUUGGAGCUUCAAGACUAGUCCAUCUUGAUGAAGCUCAAGUUGCCACUGUGAUCCAAGGAACAAUAGGAUACUUAGAUCCAGAAUACCUCCAAACUGGCCAAAUGAAUGAAAAGAGCGAUGUUUAUAGUUUUGGGAUUGUGCUUAUAGAAUUACUCACUGGGAAAAGAGCAUUUAAAUUCAAUAAUGCAAUGGCCAGUCACUUCAUGUCUUCAAUGAGAGAAGACCGCUUGUGGGAAAUUCUUGAUAAGCAAGUGCUAGAUGAAAAGAAGAAUGCAAAACAAUUGAAGGAAGGAGCCUUAUUGGCACAAAGAUGCAUCAGAGUUAAUGGAGAGGAAAGGCCAACAAUGAAGGAAGUAGCAAUGGAAUUACAGGGCCUGAUAGUAAUGGAAAAACAUGUUCAAGGGAAGGACAAGGAUAUGAUGGUUGAAGAAAGUGAACACUUACUUGAUCAUUUUCCUAAUGAUGGAUAUGAGAGUGCUAGUGCAAGUACAUUAGUUACCAGCUAUGAUAGCACUCAAAAGCAAGUUGUCUUUGAGAUCAUAGAUAGUGGGCGAUGAUGAUCUUAUAGUAUUAGUAAGUAUAUUGAUGCGUUUCUACUAUUCUUAUAGAUUUAGACACAGCGAGAGGUGGAUACAAUGAUGCUGAUGAGAGUCUACCUCAGUCGUUUAUUUGCAAGUAAUGAGUGAUUUAAUUAUCUUGAGUUGCAAAUAGAUGGGUGGAAUUAACUCUUAUUGCCUUUAAUAAUGUAAUUUUAGUUUGUUGUUUUAGUUUGUUUUUCUUUCUUGUAUUUGCUAUGACAGUUCUUAA